UCAGGUACCGUUGACAGCCCUACUGUGGAAGGUCCCUGUGAACAGCUAAGAUCAUUCCGUGAAGGUGUGAUGAUCAUACGCGACUUAGAAAACCCUUUCUCUCUCUCUUCAGUCCUUCGGAGAAAACGUAGCCGACUGAAAUCUCCCCAUCUGUGAAGGUGUGAUGAUCAUACAUGACUAAAAAAAAAACCUUUCUCUCUCUUCAAUCCUUCAGAGAAACCGUAGCCGACUGAUAUCUCCCCACGGAUCUGCAAUACCGGAGGUUAAGAAGGUAUGGAGUUGGACCAGGGUCUUGGAGAAGCUUUUAAGAAAUCUGUCUGCUCAAGGGAUAUGCCUUCGAUCCAAAUGCCACUAGAAUCUGUAUCACUUUUUGCCAAGGGCAUCUCUCUUAUUCUCUAUCGAUAGUUAAAACUUCAGGUGUUCGUUGCAGACACAAGAGUGGCGUAUAACGAGAUAGCAGAGUAUCUCAGACUUAAUCGUGGGAACAUUAAUCAUCCAAGAGUGGAUAAAAUGGUUGCAGAUAUAGUAGAUUUCUUUAUACAACAAAAAGAGCCUCGCGAUGUUAAGUCUGUGCGUGCUCUGCUUUGGGAGUUGGUAUGCAAUUGCUUUAAGUUCGGUGCUGGAAUUUUGCAAGGCAUUUACGAGGUGGGGGAAAAGUUGUACAAUUUGUACCAAGAGAUUUUGCAGGGGAAGUAUGAUUCAGUUGAAGAACUUGGGAAAACCACAAGUUGGAUCGGGGAAGAAUUCAUGGAGAAGUUGAAGUCAGUAGAAGAAAAAGAACUGAUUAGCGUACGUGCAGUUAAUGCUGUUAGACGUGCACAGAUUGGAAGACGCAAAAGGCAGAAAUUCCGAGCUUACUUUUUGUAGAAAAAAAAGGUGAGCCGUAGCUCUAUAGUUGGUGCUGGAGUCACAUUCCAAGAUGCCUUGUAGUCGCAAAACAACCUGUAAAUAUAUUUUAGGAGUAUUACUUUUGGCUUCAUUAGAAUAUGAAGGUCUGUGAAAGUUCGUUAUAAUGGUGUAAUUAUGUAAGAACUAAAAUUUAUAUUACUGAUGGUUUUAACGGCCAGAUUUGAGGUGCAUUUACCUUACAAAUACACUGUUUUUCUUAUUCCCACAUUUACACAGAUGUUUACUACUGUAAAUAAUAGUGGAAUUGAAGAAUUUAUGGAGAA
Molecule: messenger RNA, 1172 nt
Organism: Papaver somniferum (opium poppy)
Lineage: Eukaryota; Viridiplantae; Streptophyta; Magnoliopsida; Ranunculales; Papaveraceae
Exons: 4
Coding region: 511-867 (118 amino acids)
Source: RefSeq, a predicted model, not a curated record